AUGAAAUCCUCUUUUUCAACUUCGUCAUUAAUGAUCAUUUCCUCAAUAAAUCAAGAAUUAAAAGCCGAACAUUUAACAUCUUUAUUAUCUACAAUAUGGUGUUUGCUUAAUCAUUUAGCUAAUAACAGUGAUAGCAAUGAUAACAGGGAUAUUCCAGAUUAUAAAGGAACAUUUCGUAUUACUAAAAACUCAUCUUUAAACCAAAUAAUUCAUCUUUGGGCAUUAAAUUUACCAAAACUAUUAUGCGAAUUGAGAUUAAAUAAUCUUGAAAUUACAAAGAAUAUUCUUAGUAUUUUGUGCGAGUUUGCUAAACGGGGAGGUAAAGGAAUAUUUAAUGAAGAUAUAUUAUUACAAAUACAAACGGCAUUUGUUCCGUUCUUGUACAUAAAUUCUCCGCCACUAUCAUCCAAUUCAUCAUCAUCAAAUAAUUAUGGGCCAUUUAUAUCAUUGCCGGAAUCACUUCAACGUAAAACAAUUGAAUUUAUUUUUCAUUGUUCAAAAAUUUCCGAUGAAAUAAUUUACUCUUUAGAACAAAUAUUUAUUAAACAUUGUAAUAAAGAUAUUGUUAGUUUAGCGAUUAGAAAUUAUGCAAAUUGUUUAUUGAAAAAAAGUUCAAAAUUAAAUUUUUUGAUUAGUCAAUUAGGAAA
Molecule: messenger RNA, 647 nt
Organism: Entrophospora sp. SA101
Lineage: Eukaryota; Fungi; Glomeromycota; Glomeromycetes; Entrophosporales; Entrophosporaceae
Source: the annotation of a GenBank genome assembly